AUGAGAGCUAGGUUGAUAGUGUUUCCGAUCAGAGGGAGGAACUGGUGCUUUAGCAGAUCGAUUGACCAGUCCGUUUUGGACUCUCAGUAUUCCCAAACUCCUUCCACGUUCAAACAACUCUGGAUUAAGAUCUCAUCCUCUGAGAAAGCCACCGACUCCAAUGCCGAGCUGCUUAUUGAUUUCGUUGCUAAUAAGAUGAAUAGGGCCUGGACUGGUCUUGAAAAAGCACCACCUGGAAGUUUCAAAAACAAGAUUCAUGGGUUGGGAUUACGCCUCUUGGCUGGCGUUAGGCCUUCUGAGAUUUUCUUGAAAUCUAUAUCUAAGGAGGUUACAAAUGUUGAAAUUACUUACCCCUCCAGUUUAAAUGCACGGCUGGUCCGCCGAAGGCUACGACAUAUUGCCUUUAGGGGAACUGUUAUUCACAAGAAAUACUUCUAUGGAUCAGUUUCGAUGCUUCCACUGACAAGUGCCUUCGCAGUUCUUCCUUUGCCUAACAUACCCUUCUUUUGGGUCUUAUUCCGCACUUAUUCUCACUGGAGAGCUCUCAAGGGGAGCGAGAAACUUCUUCAGCUGGUAUCAGAUACCUCUGAGAGUAAAACUCCAAAUGAGAACUCAGAGAAGGCAGACCACAAUUCACUUGGUGUUCAAUGGGUACUGCAACCAUCAGAGGAACUUGAGAAACAACUUCAUUGCGGAGAUGAUGAUGAUGGUCUCAGUAAGGAUACUAUAUCAGAUAUCUGCAAGACAUAUGAUUUAAACACGAUUGAUGUUCUGAAGUACAGAAAUUCAGUGUAG
This is a messenger RNA of Ilex paraguariensis (yerba mate), 795 nucleotides long. The record is from the annotation of a GenBank genome assembly. NCBI's taxonomy places the organism in Eukaryota, Viridiplantae, Streptophyta, Magnoliopsida, Aquifoliales, Aquifoliaceae.